Messenger RNA from Leishmania mexicana MHOM/GT/2001/U1103, 948 nucleotides. RefSeq lists its product as hypothetical. The record is from RefSeq and is a predicted model, not a curated record. Bases 1 to 948 code for a protein of 315 amino acids. The transcript has a single exon. NCBI's taxonomy places the organism in Eukaryota, Euglenozoa, Kinetoplastea, Trypanosomatida, Trypanosomatidae.
AUGCGAGGCCAGGAGAAAAUAUGGAAGGCGGCCCCGCUGCCGCAGGCUUUCCACGCUGCUCUCGAGUCGGGGAACUGGCUGCGUGCGCUUCAGCUUUAUCAGCGUCACCCAUAUCACACCCCACCCGCAGACACAUUUGACCUCUUGAAAGCCAUCAUGCACUACACCGGCGUCGGCGUCGAGGAUGUGAAGGUACGCUUUAAUGAGAAGAUGCGCCUUUCCGCCAGCUUUCAGCGCCGCAAGUCUGAGGAGGUGGAGUGGUCGUUGUUUUGGGAGGCGCUCAACAAGGGCGAUGGUAAGAUGAUCAGCGAUGCUCUGUCGGGGGCUAGCGUGGGUGGUGCCACCCAGCAGAUUGGCAUGGCGGAGGCGUGUGCGGUUCUGCUGAAGGGGGCGGGGAAGGAGUGGCACACGCGCCUCGUGGACGACUUACCCUUUUCCACUGUCACCCGCUGUAGCCUCCUCCACGCCGCCCUCGCAGAAAAGCGCCCCGACGUGGCAGCGGAGAUGCUCAGCCACGCGCGUGUGACCCGCUCUGACUUGAGCAGCUUGUGGCCGCUCAUGGCUCAGUGCACCUGGGAGGAGGUGCUGAGUAUGAUCUCGGCCUGUCCAAAGAACGCCGUUCCCUACAACCAAGCGCUCCCUUUCAUCCUGAGGCAAGGCUGCAGCUUGCAGACACUCUCCGAACAUCUCGAGCACGCCCGGGUCUUGGGGGAUGCCGACGUUGUCGCCCCAUUGCUGGCGUACGCAGUGGAGAUGGAGGACUGGCCGUACGUCGAACGGUGCGUGGGUCAUUUAGUCGACAUUGGCAAAAUCACCCCUUCUGCCCGUGAGGCCUUCGGCCAUUUGUGCAAACUGCAUGGGCCGAAGCGCGUAUGCCAUCGUCUGAUGGAACAUCACGUGGAGCUCUCCAGCAUGACCAUCGAAGACCUGGAGUCCCUCCGGUUUUGA